Periophthalmus magnuspinnatus is the source of this 1050-nucleotide messenger RNA. Its product is annotated as transmembrane protein 271-like. The transcript has a single exon. The record is from RefSeq and is a predicted model, not a curated record. Bases 183 to 1049 code for a protein of 288 amino acids. Lineage: Eukaryota; Metazoa; Chordata; Actinopteri; Gobiiformes; Gobiidae.
AGGACAGCGGACAGAGCGCGAGGACAGGAUUGUCUCCGCAAAAUGAGCUCCGGGACGCGCCCAGGACGCCACAGCGGCACGGAGCGGCCGUACUGAGUGGGGCGCGCGGUGCCACGGGACAGAAGACACGAGACGCAAGAGGAUGAGGCGAGAGGCGUGGAGCGCGCCAGAGGCGGGAAAUAAUGAAGUGGAGCACGAAAGGCGCGUGCGCGGUGCUGUCCAGCGCACUGCUGUUCGCGUGCGCGCUCAGCGAGGUGGUGGUGGGACUCCGCUGCGUGUCCCUGGGCUCCGCGGUGAAGACGCAGUUCCGCCUGAGCGGCGCGGCGGGCGCGUUCUACUCGGGGCUGCUCGUGGGCGGCGGACAGGUGCUUCUGGGGCUCGCGCUGCUCUGCUGCUCCGCACGGGCGCCUGGCUGCAGGAACCUCGCGCUCCUCGCGGUGGUGGUGUUGUUGUUGGGGAUCCUCACCGCGUUUUCUGGAGCGGUGCUAGACGGAGACGCGGCGACGCUGGUGCAACGCAAAUACUCGCACUUCUGCUUCCACGUGGGACUGGAGAACCCGGCGUGUGCGCGCUUGCGGGAGUACCAACGCAGCCUCGUGCUGUCCACGGUGCUGAGCGCGCUGCAGUGCGUCCUGGGGCUGCUCAACCUGCUCGUGAUAAAGCGCUAUAAAGCCGCACAGUUCUCCAGGCGGCAACUGGCGCAGCGACUGGCACAGCAGAGCGCGCACGUGGCGUUGUUCGCGGAGGAACGGGACGCGUGCGCGGAGCUGCCGCACGUGUCCUACAUCAACCUGGCCGUAACCGUCCUCGAGGAGCCACCUGGCGCGGAGACCACGCGCAGCGCGCACCCGUCCAGAGAGCUGCCCGGAUAUGCACCCGCGGACCACUACAGCCUCCCUUUCUCCAUAGCGCCCCUCAGUGACUUGCCGCCGGCUUACGAGGACAUCUUCCCCGCUCCAGGGGGCGUGGCUUCACAGCAGGAAGCCCUGUGCGCAGGCGCAGCUCCGCGACGCGCGGGGCACGUGCAGAGACACAGAGACACUUUAUAAU